Molecule: messenger RNA, 380 nt
Organism: Astrephomene gubernaculifera
Lineage: Eukaryota; Viridiplantae; Chlorophyta; Chlorophyceae; Chlamydomonadales; Astrephomenaceae
Source: the annotation of a GenBank genome assembly
GUACAAGGAGCUCUUGUCGGCGGCGCUGGAGGCCUUCUCGGCAGGCAGGGGGGAGGCCGGCGGGGGAGGCGGAGAUGGCGGUGGUGGUGCAGCUGCGGAGGUGGUGGAGGUGGAUGACCCCCGGCGGCGAGUGGCGCUGCGGGUGCUGGAUGCGGCUGCCCGGGGGUUGCAGCCGGAGGACGUGGCAGGUUCCGGAGCUUACACCGACGCUGAGGACGACGACAGCUGGCUGGACCAACAGCCCGACCGCUUGCAGGCUGAGCUGGAGCGGAGGCAAGCUGAGCUCAACGAACAUGCCGGUCGGCGAAAGAACGAUAGCGUCAACGGGGAACCAACCACUUCUGGCCGCGAUGCGCGGCCAACCGACAAGCGAAAGGAGC